AUGGCCAGGCUUCCUGGACGCGGCAGCUGCAAUCUGCUGGAGAUUGCUGAGCGUGUGAUCCAAUUGACCCACAAUAGCCGUGCCUUGUUGGAAGUGGUCUUCGAUGAUGAGACUGGCUUCGGGGACGGUGUGACGCAGAGUUUUUACACCGAUGUGGCAGCGGAGAUGUGCUUGGACACUGAAGAGAUGGCUGACCUUUGGGCCGAGCAUUUGCCAAACAGCCGUGUGCAGCAUCAGGGCAAGACCUUUCUGCAUUCUCGCCGUGGCCUUUUCCCACAGCCUCACGUCCCUGGCAGCCCCAAGUCCGCGGUGGCAUGCAAGCGCUUCCGCUUCCUAGGGCGUCUUAUGGCUAAGGCCUUGAGA
Messenger RNA from Durusdinium trenchii, 363 nucleotides. The record is from the annotation of a GenBank genome assembly. Lineage: Eukaryota; Dinophyceae; Suessiales; Symbiodiniaceae.